Molecule: messenger RNA, 1900 nt
Organism: Salvia miltiorrhiza (redroot sage)
Lineage: Eukaryota; Viridiplantae; Streptophyta; Magnoliopsida; Lamiales; Lamiaceae
Product: chaperone protein dnaJ A7A, chloroplastic-like
Exons: 8
Coding region: 321-1637 (438 amino acids)
Biological process (GO): response to heat; protein refolding
Cellular component (GO): cytoplasm
Molecular function (GO): heat shock protein binding; ATP binding
Source: RefSeq, a predicted model, not a curated record
UGCUGGGAGUGCUCUAACCCUACCUAUCGGCUAUUCUCGAAGGCCCUAAUUUCAGUUCACAGAAUAAAACUACAGAAUAGAAGAAGAACGACCCUAUCUCCUAAUUUCAGUUCACAGCCGCCACGCGCAGUCGCCGGCAGCCUUCGUCGCGCCUCCGCCCGACGCCAGCAGCUUCGCCUCGCUGCGCCUCCUUCCCACCGCGACGCGCAUCCAGUCGUUUCGCGCCUCCGCGCGACCUCGCCGCUCCUCCGCCUUCGCCGCUAGUCAGCAUCCUUCCGGCCAACACCUCCGUUCGAUUCUCCGCAGCAGCAGGGCAUUGGAUGGCAGUCAUUCCUUGUGGAAGUAUGCAGAUUGCGCCGUCGGGAGUUCAGCCCCAGUUCGUUUUCAGAUCUUCUGCUGUGAAUAGAGCGUUGGCGUCUACUCAUUGUUUGUCCAAAAAGGUCGCAUCGCUAAGUUCAACAAUUUUCUCUCAUAAACCCUUGGGUGAACUUUUCGGUUCGGCAUCAUAUGUCAAACCAUACCAGAGAGGUGCCCGCCUUGUUGUUCGAGCUGAACGAGAUUACUAUUCUAUCCUUGGUGUCUCUAAAAGCGCAAACAAGUCUGAGAUCAAAAGUGCUUACCGAAAGCUUGCUCGGAACUAUCAUCCAGAUGUGAACAAAGAACCUGGAGCGGAAGAAAAGUUUAAGGAGAUUAGUAAUGCUUACGAGGUUUUAUCAGAUGAUGAGAAACGUUCCAUCUAUGACAAGUAUGGUGAGGCCGGGCUUAAAGGUGCCGGCAUGGGUAUGGGGGAUUUCAACAAUCCAUUUGAUAUAUUCGAGUCGUUAUUUGAAGGCAUGGGUGGCAUGGGCGGUAUGGGCAUGGGAGGAAGGGGAUCCCGCAGCCGAGCCACCGAAGGCGAAGACCAGGUCUACAAUUUGAUCCUCAACUUCAAAGAUGCAGUGUUUGGCAUCGAGAAGGAGAUCGAAAUAACUCGUCUCGAGAGUUGCAGCACCUGCGAUGGUUCCGGGGCAAAACCGGGAACAAGUGCGUCUAAGUGCACCACGUGCGGAGGUCAAGGGCAAGUGGUAGCAUCCACAAGGACGCCACUGGGUGUCUUUCAACAAGUCAUGACUUGUUCGACAUGCGGUGGAGACGGAGAGAUAUCGACUCCUUGCAACACAUGCGGUGGUGAAGGCCGAGUUAGGAAGUCGAAGCGUAUCAGCUUGAAAGUUCCGGCUGGGGUGGACUCCGGAAGCCGUUUGAGGGUGCGCAACGAGGGAAAUGCCGGUCGUAGAGGGGGCCCUCCCGGAGAUCUUUUCGUCACCAUUGACGUCCUCCCCGACCCUGUCCUGAGAAGGGAUGACACCAAUAUUCUUUAUACGUGCAAGGUUUCUUACAUAGACGCCAUCUUAGGGACGACGACAAAGGUACCGACGGUCGAUGGAAUGGUCGACCUCAAAAUUCCGUCGGGCACGCAACCAGGGACGACCUUAGUCAUGGCGAAGAAAGGUGUUCCGCUUCUUAACAAGAGGAACAUGAGGGGUGACCAGCUCGUUAAAGUUCAAGUCGAGAUCCCAAAACGACUCAGCGGCGAUGAGAGGAAGCUCAUUGAGCAACUCGCCAGCUUAAAGAAGGAGAAGGCUCCUAGUGUGAGGUAAAUUAUAGUAUAUGUUUAUCAUACAUUUUAGUAAUAGAUGUUGUAUUUGUAGAAUUAUAGAUAUUUAUAAUCCACAUUGCUACCUCAGUGAAUCUACAUGAGCGCUCAAGAAUGCUUGAAAUUUUGGGGUUAUUUUUGGUGUGAUAAACUGCAAACACAAAUGAGAAUUAUUGGGGCAUAUUUUUUUUGUUGUGCUGUUGGAAUAAUGUAAUUCCUACUUUGGAUCUCUCUUAUUUGCCUAAAAAAAACUCUCAUUUCCUUUUA